AUGCGACAGCGUGCCGCACUGAGCGCCCGCGCCGCACUGCGCGCCCGCGCCGCACUGCGCGCCCGCGCCGCACUGCGCGCCCGCGCCGCACUGCGCGCCCGCGCCGCACUGCGCGCCCGCGCCGCACUGCGCGCCCGCGCCGCACUGCGCGCCCGCGCCGCACUGCGCGCCGCACUGCGCGCCGGCGCCGCACGCCGGCGCCGCGCCUCGCUCCGGCGGCCGCUGGACGUGCGGAUAUGCGCUGCGGCGACUCCGCGGCGCUGUCGGUGUCGCGCGGAGCGGAUGCGUUCCAAUCCUGUUACUCGCGACUCGGACUUGACGACGCUACGACAUCAGACAUGA
Pararge aegeria (speckled wood butterfly) is the source of this 342-nucleotide messenger RNA. RefSeq lists its product as uncharacterized. Bases 1 to 342 code for a protein of 113 amino acids. The record is from RefSeq and is a predicted model, not a curated record. The transcript has a single exon. NCBI's taxonomy places the organism in Eukaryota, Metazoa, Arthropoda, Insecta, Lepidoptera, Nymphalidae.